Molecule: messenger RNA, 1574 nt
Organism: Seminavis robusta
Lineage: Eukaryota; Bacillariophyta; Bacillariophyceae; Naviculales; Naviculaceae
Source: the annotation of a GenBank genome assembly
UUUGGUUUUGCUCACAAUCUCCCCUCCCUGAGAAACAGCAAGCACCCAGCUUCAUUGUUUUUCUUGGUUCUCUCUGCAAUAGCAAUCAAGCAAGUUAGUCUAGCUUUCCUUUCAAACUCAUGAUCGAGAUUGUGCGUGAGUUUCUGGAAGCCCUUCAAGUCCUUUCCAUCCAAGUCCGUGCGUCAAGUCCUCCAAGAUCGAUCCAUCCAGUUGCCCUGCCCUCAAGGUCUCAAGUUCUGCCUCCAACAAGUUCUCGAAGCGUUCUGUACCAGCAUCACCAUGACCAACUUGACUCUCAGGAAUGUUCGAAGUCGCAAAUCGUUUCGUGCCAAGUCCAGCACCCUUGUCAUCAAUCCUCCACGCAAGUCUCAAGAAUGCCUUGAUGCCCUUGGCCGGGUGGCGGGCAUGGUGAAGGCAAAUCUCCCUGCUGAAGACAUUGUUCAUACUAUCCGUUUUUACCAAAACGAUUCUGAGCUUGGUUUUCCUUCCAUGACUCGAUUGUUCCAGGCGUCAACACCCUCUAUUGAUUUUAACACCUUCAAGUACCAAGCUGAAGAUGAUCCUGACCGUCUGGGUGGUUUCAUUGUGAAGUACUCUCAUGAUGCUCAGCCUCCAUUCUUACAAAGCCUCCCACAGGGCUCUGCAACGAUUAUUAUCGAAACCAUCCACCGUGGAGUCCUUGAUGGAAGCUUGCCAAAACUAUUCAAGAAGAAGCAGCUAGAGAAUUAUCUGAAGGCUCGACUUCAUUUUGAUAUCUCAAAGGAGUUGCCUUUGGCGCUACUGGCUCGCAAAAACCCCGACGAUGAUGUCUUUGUGACAAUGGACGACAUCGUUGAUAGUGGUCGGUACUUGGCUGCCUUGGACUACCUUGAAAAGACUGUUGGCUACCGGUAUGGGUUGUCUGUUGAAUGCAUCAAAGCUAUGACCCAGUUGGAGUUGUUAUCUGCCCUGACAGCGCAUGUGCAAAGCAACAAGGGAAAGCUUUCUGAAGGUGCUGCUUUGGAAUUCCUUGCCAAGAAGUUCCACUUUGAUAAUGUGCAGACCUUCUACAUCUGCUUCGAGGAUCACCCUGUGUAUAAAGCAAUCUCUUGUCCUUCUGGUCCCCUCCCAUCCGUAUCAAGUUCAACACCCCCAAUGGCAGAGAUCCUCAAUGACAAUGACAAUGACAAUGCACUAGACUCCAGCCGUUCCACUGUGGAGUCUGCUGACUAUCAACACAAUGGUGGAGAGCUUCGCUUCGUCAAUGGUGUUGUCGCAUACGAACACCAGCUACGUGAUGUUGUCAAAGGCAAACUUGUCCCUCUAACAAGCUGUGACAGCUGCUCAGAGUCUUUGGAGAAGAGUGACACUUUCUGCGCCCAGCACCAAAAAUCAGGAGCAAAAGAAAACAAAGUGUUCCUUGGCUGGCUGGAUGAACAAGUAAAGAAAGCCCAGCAAGAUGCCAAUCGUCCCCAAGAAGUCACCAGCGAUGGCAAAUAAAUGGCCUGGUACAGUACCACAAUGAUGGCGGGAUUGGCAACAACAACAUUAUUUAGCAUAACACUUGUAGCUGCUUGAACGUUUUGGUUGUGUUG